AUGUCCACCGCAGCUAAACGAAGAUUGAUUCGGGAUUUCAAGAGACUAGCUUCGGAUCCUCCCAUAGGUAUCUCAGGUAGUCCCAAUCCUGAUAAUAUCAUGAUCUGGAAUGCAGUCAUAUUUGGACCUCCCGAUACACCAUUCGAAGACGGCUCUUUCCGACUCACUCUAACAUUCUCCGAUUCGUACCCUAACAAACCUCCUACCGUCCGAUUCGUCUCCAAGAUGUUCCAUCCGAACAUCUACGCCAAUGGCGAACUGUGUUUGGAUAUCUUGCAGAACCGUUGGUCCCCCACUUAUGACGUCGCGGCGAUUCUGACUAGUGUACAGAGUCUCUUGAAUGAUCCGAAUCCUGCUUCCCCAGCAAACGUAGAUGCAGCUUCACUGUUCAAAGAAAACCUAAAAGAAUACGAAAGACGAGUCAAGCAAACCGUCGAACAAUCAUGGCUUGACAAUCCAGAUGAAAUUGAGGUAGAUGAACCUUCGACUAGCACGACUGCUCAGGCCGUUACGGCGUAG
This is a messenger RNA of Kwoniella botswanensis, 519 nucleotides long. Its product is annotated as ubiquitin-conjugating enzyme E2 2. The record is from RefSeq and is a predicted model, not a curated record. Gene Ontology annotation, biological process: proteasome-mediated ubiquitin-dependent protein catabolic process; DNA repair; protein polyubiquitination. Lineage: Eukaryota; Fungi; Basidiomycota; Tremellomycetes; Tremellales; Cryptococcaceae. Bases 1 to 519 code for a protein of 172 amino acids. Gene Ontology annotation, cellular component: HULC complex. The transcript has 5 exons. Gene Ontology annotation, molecular function: ubiquitin conjugating enzyme activity.